UUACAAUUGCAGGGCAGUACGCAGCUCGGGCCGCCACACCGUGUGGAACGUCUCGGAGAGACCUUCGUGCCCUUCCAGGUGUUCAGCGACUACAUCCAGGGUCUGUCGACCACUACCUAUAGUCCCUCGGCGUACAACCUGCUGGAGCACAACUGCAACCACUUCAGCGAGGAGGUGGCGCAGUUCCUGUGCGGCGCGCACGUGCCCAAGCACAUCGUGGCGCAGCCCGACGACCUGCUGGCGCCGGGCGCGCGCGCCGCGCUGCAGGCGCUGCUCGACAACCUCGUGCCGCAGGCGCAGACGGUGUACGCCAACGGCGGCGCGCGCAGCGCUCGCGCCGACAGCCCGGACUACCUCACGCUCAACUCACAGAUAGAAGAAGUUCGAGCGGCGUCGCAGGAGCUGGGCGCGCGGCGCAGCACGCUGGCCGAGAAGUUGGCGCGCAAGGAGCGCCGCCGGGACAAGAAGCGCAAGAAGCAGGGCCGCGACCGCGGGGACCAGGCCGACGAUGAAGACGCCGCCGAGAUGGCGGAAGCUGUAGAGACGGCGACGGCGGGCGUGCCCGAGGAGUUGUCCCGCGCCGGGCCCAGCUCGGAUGCACUCGAUGCUGAGGCAGACGAGAGGCGCGAGGAGGAGCUGCGCAAGCGCAACCGAGACCCACCCAUCGUGUUCAAUGAUAUCGAUGGUGUGCAAGAGUUUGAAAAGUUUUCAAAGGCAUUGGAAAGCGUGGAGCUGACACCGGAGGAACGACAGAGCGUGGACGAGCUGCAGCAGUACCUCGUGCAGGGCGAGGGCAGCUGGGUGCUGGGCGACGACUUCCUGGCCUUCAUAGGGCGCGUGCUGCGCGACGCGGCGCUGGCGGCGGACGUGCGCGUGUGCGCGCUGCGCUGCCUGGCGGCGGCGGCGCUGCGCGACGACGUGUCGCUGCUGCUGCACCAGGACCGGCGCCACCACGCGCUGCUCAACUACGCGCACGACGUGGAGCGCCACUCGCCGCCGGAGCAGCUCGCGCUGGCCCUCUUCCUGUGCAACCUGUUCGAGAGCGUGUCGUCGUCGGAGUGGCUGCUGUACAUCAGCGAGUGGGACCACGACGGACAGCCCCUCUCCAACAUCCGCGCCACCACCAAGGUGACGGUGCACUGCGCGCUGAGCGACGACGCGGCGCUGCGCGACGUGGGCACGGCGCUCAUGUACAACAUCGCCACCAAGGAGCGGUUCCAAGCGGGCAAGGCGCUCCGAGACUUGCUGCCCAGGGGCGCGCGGUCCAAGGUGUUCGACGAGGUGUGCGUGGAGCUGGCGAUGGCCCUGCUGCAGCUGCUGGCCUGGGCGCCGCCCGAGGAACUGCUGUGGCGCGCCACGCGGGCGCUCGCCCGCUUCGCCGCGCACUCGCACGACGUGCCGCAGCUCAUCGCCAUGGUGGGGCCCGACCCCGCCGCCUUCAGGGGCACGAGCCCGCGCGUGGACGAGCAGAUUGACCUCAUCAUGAAGAGAGUGAAGUGAGCCGAGCUCAGCCUUGUCACUGGUGCCAGUCAGGGCACGUCGUUAUGGUUACCGUUUGCUACUCUUUUCUGUUAAUGUUUUAAUUUGUACUGGACACCAGCCGGUGCUCGAGGGAUGUAGAUUUGUAUAGACGCGCCGCUCCGGCUGCUCGAUUGUAAAUAAUACGAUUACCUGUUAGUGCUAAUAUUAUAUUAAGGCGACAAAUUUAGUGUAAGUAGCUUCUAAUGAGCUUAUAAAUUAUAUACAAUUAUACACACAAAUGAUAUUAUUCAUAUACAAAUGCUGCAUGCUAACACGUGGCGGCUAUCGUGCAUUUACACAUAAUGUAUGCUUAUAAUAAAUUUAAAAGAAUUUAAUAAAUGUUUGGUAUACUGGGCA
Messenger RNA from Spodoptera litura, 1878 nucleotides. RefSeq lists its product as uncharacterized. Gene Ontology annotation, biological process: protein modification by small protein removal. NCBI's taxonomy places the organism in Eukaryota, Metazoa, Arthropoda, Insecta, Lepidoptera, Noctuidae. Gene Ontology annotation, molecular function: peptidase activity. The record is from RefSeq and is a predicted model, not a curated record.